AUGUCAGUGGGGGGCCCCCCAGGGGCUGAGCCGCGGACCAUGGGGGGCCCCCCUGAAGCCCCGGAGGGGGGCCCCAGCAGGCCCCCUCUGGGGGCCCCCAUGGGGCCCCCUCAGGGGGCCCCCAGAGGGCCCCCUGAGGGGGCCCCUAGGGGGGCCCCCAUGGGGGCCCCCAUGGGGGCCCCUAGGGGGGCCCCUCUGGGGGCCCCCAGCGAGCCCAAACUGCCGCUGGGCCUUGUGGAGGCCUUUAGGGGCCUCUGCGAAAAAUGCCGAGUGACCCCUGAGGAGAUUCAAGCUAUUAUAGACUCAGCUACGGAAGGGGGCCCCGACUGUACCCACCUGGAGCGCUGGGCCCUCCGCAGCAGCAGCGGGGCUGCAUGCGCUUUGCUGGGGGGCCCCCCCCCCAGAGUUGCUGCUGGGGGCCUCUGGGCCCUUCUUGCUGCAGCAGCAAAAGAGGGGCACUGCAGCAUAGUGGAGGGGCCCCCCGGGGGGCCCCUGGGGCCCCCGGGCAGCAGCCUCACACGCCGCGGCUGCAGCAGCAACUGGGGCAGCAACGACGGCGGAGACUCGGGCAGCAGCAGCAGCAGCAGCAGCAGCAGCAGCAGCAGCUGCAGCAGCAGCAGCAGCAGCGCAGCAGGAACUCUGGCCCGGGAGCAGGAGGCCCUUGAGGCCCUCCACAAGGCCGCAAGUGAUCUCCACGAAGUCUCUUGGAGAAGGCUGCACACGGGUCACUGGGAGGCGGUUCCCCUUUGCUGCCGGGAGGCUUAUGGUGCUGCCUGCCUUUUCUUAAGCUUGUGCUACGUGUCAACUGCUGCUGCUGCUGUUGCUGCAGCAGCAGCAGCAGCAGCAGCAGCAGCAGCAGACGCAGGGGCAGCAGCAGCAGAAGAACAGGAAGACCUUCUCGAGGCAGCAGAAGAAGGACUGCGGCUUGGCUUCUACUAUGUAGACAUGGGCCUUAUAAUGGGAGGCCCCAAGAUUCGAGUGUAUGGACGCCUCACGGCUGCUGCUGCAGCCUUUGACGCCGUCAGGGACCGGCUGCUGCUGCUGCAGCUGCAGCAGCAGCAGCAGCAGCUGCAGCAGCAGCAGCAGCUGCUGCUGCAGCAGCAGCAGCAAAUGUCGCCUCGCGACUGGGAAUCCUCACUCUCCAGUGGCAGCAGCGACGACAGCAGCAGCAAAGAUGAAAACCACCAAAACCCUUCAGAUCUGCAAAGUCCACAACAAACCCCCCCGGACUUUCUUGACAAAGAAGGGGGCCCCCAGGGGCCCCCGGGGCCCCCGGGGCCCCAGGGGCCCCCGGGGCCCCAGGGGCCCCAGGGGCCCCCAAAGACCCAGGGGCCCCAGGGGCCCCAGGGGCCCCCCGAGCUCCAGGGGCCCCCAGACACCUGGGGGCCCCAGGGGCCCCCCGAGCCCCAGGGGCCCCCAGAAACCUGGGGGCCCCAGGGGCCCCCCAAGCCCCCAGGGCCCCAGGGGCCCCAGGGGCCCCCGGGGCCCCAGGGGCCCCCGGGGCCCCUGGGGCCCCCGGGGCCCCAGGGGCCCCCGGGGCCCCUGGGGCCCCUGGUACCUGUUUUGCGGCAGAGGGCACCAGUGGAGGAAAGGACAGCCAUCGGCUUGGAGGAGUUUUUGGCGAAUUAUCUGCAGCAGCAGCAGCCGCUGCUAAUCCGGGGCGGAGCUGCUGCGCUGCCCUGCAUUAAGCUGUGGGCUAAUUGGGGACUUCUGAGGAGGCAAAUGGGCCACAGACUUGUCCCUGUAGAAAUCGGCAGCUCUUAUGCGGAGGAGGGCUGGACGCAGCGCCUAAUGCUCUUUGAGGACUUCUAUUCCGAAUUUAUCAAACCUGCCAGCGCAGCAACUGAUAUCACGCGGCUGGUGUGGAUAGGCCCCCGGGGCACUGUGUCUCCGCUGCACACCGACAGCAGCGAGAAUUUGUUUGUGCAAAUAGUUGGCAGCAAACGCAUGCAGCUCUACCCCCCCUCGCAGACAGAGGCCAUGUACCCUUUCCAGAAGGGCCUUCUUCGCAACACGUCGAGCCUGCCGAGCUCUCUGGUUGCUGCUGCGAGCUUGCCCGCCGAGGUGUACAGACAGCAGCAGCAGCAGUUUCCCCUCUUCUUCCAAAAAAGCUGCUGCUGCGAUGUGCUGCUGCUGCCAGGGGACUGUCUGUUUAUCCCCAAAGGCUGGUGGCACUAUGUGCAGGCAGAGUCCAGCAGCAUUUCCAUCUCCCACUGGUUUCAGGCCUAG
Eimeria necatrix is the source of this 2229-nucleotide messenger RNA. RefSeq names its product jmjC domain-containing protein, putative. The coding region runs from base 1 to 2229 and encodes 742 amino acids. The record is from RefSeq and is a predicted model, not a curated record. NCBI's taxonomy places the organism in Eukaryota, Apicomplexa, Conoidasida, Eucoccidiorida, Eimeriidae. The transcript has 9 exons. Gene Ontology annotation, molecular function: 2-oxoglutarate-dependent dioxygenase activity.